Astyanax mexicanus (Mexican tetra) is the source of this 6758-nucleotide messenger RNA. It is a transcript of the gene ubn2a, whose product is annotated as ubinuclein 2a. NCBI's taxonomy places the organism in Eukaryota, Metazoa, Chordata, Actinopteri, Characiformes, Acestrorhamphidae. The record is from RefSeq and is a predicted model, not a curated record. Bases 251 to 3643 code for a protein of 1130 amino acids. The transcript is spliced from 17 exons. Gene Ontology annotation, cellular component: nucleus.
UCUCGCUCCCGUUAUGUUAUUUACUCUUCCACAUCCAAGAUGGCCGCAGGCAGCGCGGCGCUGGGAGCCUCCGUGGCGGCUUUAGCCGCUCCGCAUUCUGCGGCCCAGGCUCCGUGACAACGCGGAGGACUUGAGCAGCUUCCCCAGGCGCUCGGAGGUGGCUUAAGCGCGGCUGCAGCCUGUGUGUAUAUAGAAGCACUGCGCGGUGCGUGGCAGCGCGGACUUCUCGCUCUUUCGUCCGAGGAGUUGGAUGGCUGAGGCCGGCAGGACGUUGCAGCCGCCACCGCUGCUGCCGGGGCUUUGCGACCCGGGCAUCAGGAGGGUCAGGCGGACUGACAUGGAGAAUGGAACUAAUACUGGCACUGGGACCGGUACCGUUCGUUUGCAGCUGAAACUGUCUGAACCAGAUGAGCUCUUUUCCCCAGAGUUCAAUUACGGCGAGCUGAUCCAGUCCCUGCAGACCAAGAAGGAAGUGCCAAGUGCUGUACCUCCUCAUGACCCAACUAACCCCUUUGAUGAUGAUGCAAGAGAAAGACGAGAAGUGGAAGCAUUGGCCAAAAAGUUUGAGAGUAAAUAUGGUACAGCCUGCAGUAAGAAGAGGAAAGACCGAGUGCAGGAUCUGAUCGAUAUUGGAUUCGGUUAUGAUGAGAACGACUCUUUCAUAGACAACUCUGAAGCUUAUGAUGAGCUUGUUCCAGCCUCUCUCACAACAAAGCUGGGUGGCUUCUACAUCAAUACGGGAACGCUGCAGUUCCGUGCCACCUCUGAGUCUGAAGGAGAGGAGCCUGAUGGAGAUGAGCAAACGAGGGAAGGAGAGGAACCAGGGCUGAAGAGGAAGAGGAAAGAUGAAGACACAGAGGAAAAGAAACUACAGAAACCCCAGCCGCCUAAGCAGGGCUUGGAGCCUCUAAACGUGCCUCAGCCGGAGAAGAAGAAGAGGAAGAAGCUGAUGAAGGACUCUCUGUGUUUGGCCGCGAUGCUGCGUCGCUUUACGAAGGAAAAGGAAGAGAUACGUAAACAAACCCCAGCGGGAAUUAACCCCGCACUGACCAGCAACCUGCAUCACGCACACACCCUUCGCACCACCACCAAUAAUGACCCCCUACUCACCGACCUGACCUCUGACCCCGCUGUGAUGUCACUGUUGACCAGCUCUAAUGGGAACGAGCUGCACGACUUGCUGAGUGACCUGGACUUCAGCGUACUGGACACUGGACCCCAGUCAGCUGCCUCAGGUGGGGAAAAUGGAAAGCCGGCCGAAGGAGUGGUGCCGAAAGUGGCAGGCGGGGCUCAGUUCAGGGCAGCGGCACUUCUUUCGCCUCCACCACUGCCAGAGGGACUGCCUGGACCCCUGAUCAAACGCAUUGAAGACCUACGAACUGCAUCGCGACAAUUUGACCAAGAGGGCAGAAAGAAGUUCUUCACUUUGGACAUGAACAACAUCUUAUUGGAUAUUGAGCUGCAGGUGCAGGAGCAGCCCCCAAUGGUGCGUUCAUGUGUGUAUUCUCACCUGGAGGCUUUCGUGCCCUGCAAUAAAGAGACUCUGCUCAAACGCCUCAAAAAGCUCAGCCUCAACAUCCAGGACGAUCGUCUGCGGACUCCUCUGCUGAAGCUGAAGCUGGCUGUGUGCAGUGUUAUGCCAGAACAAACUGCCAGAUACAACAUGGACUGCCUGGCCAGAGUGGCAAAACAGCAGAUGGAGGAUGGAGAGAGAAAUGUUUCAGAGGAAGAAGAGGAGGAGAAACCAGGAAAAAGGGUUAUGGGACCACGGAAGAAAUUCAUUUGGGACGACAAACUCAGGGCUUUGCUGUGUAACCUGGUGCGAGUGAAGCUGAAAUGUUAUGAGCAGGAGAAAUGCUCUCUUUCUGUAGAGGACUACCUCAAAGUAUUCAUGGAGAAUGAGGUCAAACCGCUCUGGCCUAAAGGAUGGAUGCAGGCCAGAAUGCUGUUUAAGGAGAGUCGUACAGUACAUGGUCACCUCACUGGCCUGGGAAAGAAGAGGAUCUUUCCCACCCCCAAACCUAAAGUAAAGGAGUUGGAAUGGGCCCAGCGCUCAAUCCUGACGUUAGCCCCAGUGGCAGCUCCAGCGUUACCUGGCCCUGUGGGCCUGCUCUCCUCCCCUACAUCAGAGCCCAUCUGCCUCUCUGACUCGCUGGACGAUGACCUGGCCACCAACUCUCUGGACUCUAUUGCUCAUGCACUUUCACUGCUCAGCAAUGCUGCUAACGGCAUCACAGCUAGCUCUGCUUCUGCCUCCUCUUCUUCACCUCCUGGUAUUAGCAGGCACUGUUCUCACACGCAGAGUCCGGCUCUGUCCGUAUCGACCACAUCCGUUGCUUCCUCUAAUCUUACCUCCACUCCUUCGUCUUGUCCGAGCCGAGUGGAGACCUUUUCGGGGCUAAAGGAUGCUGCAUUGCUGCAGAGAAACACAGUGACGCCUCCGAGUGUUGCUAACAGCACUGUUUGUAGGUCAAACAGCAUAGUUAGCAUCAGCACUGCCCAGCAAGCUAAGCCUCGCCCACCUCCGACAGCCUCUCCACUUUACCCGCCUCAGCAAAGGCCGUUUGCGGUGAAACCUGGCCACAUGCCAACCCCUACAGCUCAGCCCAAGAACUUGGCUAACAAACCGGCUGAAGCUAGCCGAAGUGUCGGCGUGACGGUGGGUGCGCAGCAGCCUAUUACAAAUUCUCACUCUUCACCACUGAACUGCAAAAGCCCUCAGCAGGUGACUAGGGUGCCGAACUUGCCCCGCCAGUCUCCUACACCUCCCUCGCCCUCCAGCCUCCACCCACAGAGCAAGGUCCAGACACACACCCCGCCCCAGGCACACCACCAGUCGGGCUUUAUAACGCCCAUGCAGGCCACCAUCACCAAGUCUUCCCACAGUAGCAGCAGCUCACCCAUCAUUAAACUUACCCACCGGCCUCCUGCCCCCACGCCUUCACCCCCCACCCCGACAUCGUCCCCUCACCCUCAAAUCGUAACCCCACCUCUCCAGUACAGUCCUAAAAGCCCCGGAUUAAGGCUGCCCUUCAGUGUCAGCUCUGCUGUCAAAACCACCACCCCGCAGGCAAUCUGCAGCUUUGCUGGUGCACAAAAAAACACCAAUCCUCAAGGGGGCAUUAGUGCAAGCAUUACUAACCACAGCCCCACAGUCUCACCUCAGACCAUUGGCUUCCAGGACACUAGCACCUCCCCUUCAGGUGUCUCAGCCAACCACGGACAGAGGCAGAGGACUGUGGGAGGUGCCAGCCAGAGUGCCAAAUCUUCAGCCAAUCGCACAUCAGCCUUGGGAUUGACUGCUUCACCUGACCCUGCCCUCUUGUCCCAGGUUUCUUCUGCAGCAGGCGCUAAUCUCCUCAGUUCGGUGGGUGCGACUUUGCCGUUGAGUUUCGGGAUGUUGGGAGGCCUGGUGCCUAUCUCUCUGCCCUUCCAGUUCCCCCCACUGCUGAACUUCACUCCGCCCACCCCGGCCAGUGCAGGGGGAACUUCACCUGCCCCCAACUCAGGAUACAGUCUGUCUCAGAAUUUGUUUAAGAGUUUGCAGUCAGGUGCCCAGGCUGCUCUACCUCCUCACCUGCAGCUUGCUUUCUCAGAUUCGAACCAAAGCCAGGCCGGAGACGUGAAGAGAAAGACCCACUGACAGAGCGUGACCGGAUCGUAACAGUCCAUUGACACUAAACAGAUAUCUAUCUUAUUAAUUAUGUGAUUAAAUGCUAGAAAGAAACUGAGUUUGCUUUUGGACCUAACUGACCGAUUAACAACCCUGUUUCUCCAGUUUGUUUUUGUUGUUUUUGGGCCGAUUGGAGGACCAAGUAGCUUUUAUUGUUUUAAUUUCGUCAAUAUGUUUACACAACAAGACCUUAAUCACUGUGGAAGGAGGAGCGGGGGGCAGGGUUUGGGGAGGGGGGGAUGGAAGGAAAGUAGAAGCAACAUAAUUUAAUUCUAUUUAAGUUUGUGUGCGUUUGGCUGGAGAUGUGCGUUUUUAUUUUCCUUUGCGAGAUCUCACGCAGCGUUUUCUAUAUUAGACUGUUAAAGCAGUAGCUCUCAGUAAUAACGUGAGUUAGUUAUUUAUAGCUUUUAACACAGAGAUGUGCAUUCUGGGCUUAGAGGAAUAAAACUGGGUAUGUACAUAAAAUAUACACAAAUAUAUAUAAACAUAAAUAUUAUAUGCUUUAUUUCCAGGUCAGUUUGAAGUCUGUGCGUGCGUGUGUGCGUGCUCAUAUACACCCCUCACGUGUUUCUGGUGCUGUGGAUCACACUGGACCUUGUUCUAUACACUUGAAUAAGUUUCUUUUAUUGAGUGUGUGCUUAGUUUGGGUGUGUGAGAAUUGGGGGGGAUAUGAGACUGUAGCUUACUUGAACUUCAUUUUCUGAAGGGUUUAUGGUUCAAUAACAGAACACUUUCCAAACAUUUUCAGUUCAAAAAGAACGCCUUAGUUUGUAAAGUUAAAUGAUUAACUAUGCAGGACUGUAAAUGCUUCAAUGCAAAAACACAAGCUGUUGUUUAGCUUGCCUCUUCUGUGUGUGUGUGUGUGUGCGCGCGCGUGUGUCUGUCUCUGUCUUUCUUUCUCUCUCUCUCUUUCUCUCUCUCUUUCUUUCUCUAUGGAUGGCUGUGUGUUUUCUUCCUGAGUUUUGCCUGUAUUGUCGCUGUUGCAGUGAAACCUUGUUGAGUAAUUUUCAAGUUUAAAUGUAAUUUAAACUUACAGCGCUCUGGAAAAAUAAGAGGUUACCUAAAAAUGUUGUUUUUUGAUUUUACCAAAUUGAAAACCUCUGGAAUAUAAUUAAGAGGAAGCUAGAUGAUCACAAGCCAAACAUAUUCCUAUAAAUAGCAAAAUCAGAGAAACUUAUUCAGAAACUGAAGUGAUCUCUUCAUUUUAAUGUAUGUGCAGAUGUUUUAAGGAUAGACCAAGUAAUUAAAGGCUUGGGUGAUGUGGUCAGAUAAAUUAUGAUUGACAAGAAAUCACUUCAUAAAAAAAUUAAAUAGUAUCUCAAAAUAGAUAUUUUCUUGAAAAAUAAAAUGCAUAAAAUACUGGGAUAUUCUUUUAAAGUGUUUAUAAGCUGUUGAAUAAAAUAAAAUGCCAUCAAUUACUUGUUGUUUUCCAAACAGUGAGUUCUCUAUAAUGUUAAAGCUCUGACAUUGCUGGUUGCUGGCACCAACAGGAGCUUUUAUUACUUACUAAUGAUCAGCUGAUCAGAAUACUCCUACGCAACUCAUUAAUAAACACCGAAGUGUUAAUCAUUUUAAUAAGUGUUAAUUAAUACAUGGAUAUAGACAGACUGAUGUGUAGAAGUAGUGAUAAAAUGUGGUUCAUUGUUUUAUAAGAGGCAGAUCACUGUUUACCCUUUGAUUUGUGAUUUAUUAAUUAAGGUUUUCAUCACCUAAUUAAUAUACAUAAGUAAAGGGUUAUGAAUAUUUUAAAAUUUGUACCGUAACCAAUCAGAACCAUUCUAGUACAUUUCUCUGCAUCAUACUGGAUUUACGACCAGAAAGGCCUGGGAUAGUAUGAAAAAUACACAUUUAAAAUAAAACUGCAUAUUUCAUUGCAGAUAGUAUGAAUUCAAGAUACAGUGGUGCUUAAAACAUUUGACCUUACAUUUUUACAUAUACACAAGUCCUAAAAGUAGACAAGGAGAACUAAAGGAAAAAUAUUAGAAUUGCUCCUUUUUUACUGAGGAAAAUUAUCCAACAUUAAAUACACAAUUUCCAAAAGGAUUCAAUCUGCUUUUCAAAUCAAAUUUAUUUGUAUAGUGCAUUUUACAAGUGAUGUCACAAAGCAGCUUUACAGAAAUUUUACACGGUUAAGACUCUCUGCUGGCCAGUCAAGUUCUUCCACACCAAACUCUCUCCUCUGGGUCAUAAUGGACUUUGUUUUGUGCGCUGAUGCGCAGUCAUGUUAGGAAUCUGAAGUUACGUUUUCAAAUGCCAAUUACUGUGUAAAACGGAAGCCUAAUGUUAACAGUAUCCAGAAGUGGCGUCAACUUUUGGUUAGACGUCUAACUCUUUUGUUAGAAAAAUUACUAUUCCAGAUCAUUUGCAGAAUAAACGGAUCCCGUGUGCUUCACACCAAAAACAAAAAAAAGGGCUAUCUGAUCUGUAACUAUUUCAUUUUCAUUUUUCCAUACUAUCUGUAUUUGGUUUUGGUAGUUUGGGGUUAAAUAGCUAAUGAUUAAGUCAUUUCACAAGGUUUUGUUCCAACAGUGACAAUACAGUUUCUUUGUUGAGCACUUAGAAAUACCUCCAUUUAAAGAUCAGUUCUUCCUCCACUUUCUCGUCCUCCGUUUUCUAGCUCUGCUGUCCAGGCUGUGUUUCAGACCGUCUGAUAUUCUGGUAGAGUUUGUUCAAAUGAUGGCACCAAAGACCAUAGACUUCAGACUGCAGCACAGUCAGUGUGUGUGUGUGUGUGUGAGUGUGUGUGUGUGUGUGAGUGUGUGUGUGUGUGAGAGUGUGUGUGUGUGAGUGAGAGUGAGAGUGUGUGUGUGUGAGUGAGUGUGUGAGCGUGUUCUUCCAGUGUGCCCACAUCUGAGCAUUAUAACAUCUCUAGCGUAGGCUAAGCUAAAGCGUGUUUAUGGGUUUAUUCUAUAUGGAUGUGGUGGACAGGAAAAAAAAAAACAAAUACAAGUUUAUAUUGUUUUUAUUUUUAUUUUUUUUUUAUUUUCUAAAGAGACUGAUCUGGAGUAAAGCUCAUGUUUUGUCUCCUUUCUUUAAGGUAGAUUAUUUUCGUCUGUGUUUCUGUAAUAAAAACUACUGUCAUUUC